Boleophthalmus pectinirostris (great blue-spotted mudskipper) is the source of this 5439-nucleotide messenger RNA. Its product is annotated as disintegrin and metalloproteinase domain-containing protein 10-like. Bases 148 to 2553 code for a protein of 801 amino acids. Gene Ontology annotation, biological process: membrane protein ectodomain proteolysis; Notch signaling pathway. Gene Ontology annotation, molecular function: metalloendopeptidase activity involved in amyloid precursor protein catabolic process. The transcript is spliced from 16 exons. Lineage: Eukaryota; Metazoa; Chordata; Actinopteri; Gobiiformes; Gobiidae. The record is from RefSeq and is a predicted model, not a curated record. Gene Ontology annotation, cellular component: plasma membrane; synaptic membrane.
UGGGGGGAAGGGAUGCCUGUAUCCAUGCGUCUGACGUCAGCGCGCUGGAGAGAGAGGAGGCGAUGAGAGGAAGCUGCAAUAAACACACAGGGCGUCUGCGCCUAUCUAAGUAGGACAAUAAAGUGAAACGGUAUCAAUGCUCUAACAAUGGAUUUGUCAGAUAUGGUCCUUCUUAAACUUUUCCUCUUCGUUUACUUACUUAACUACACCGAAGGACAUUAUAGAAAUCCUCUGAACAAGUACAUCCUGCACUAUGAAGGCCUGUCCUACGACACAGAGCUGGUGCACCACCAUCACCAGAGAGCCAAAAGGGCGCUGUCCCACGAAGAAAAGUUCCUCCAUUUAGACUUUCAUGCCCAUGGAAGGCAUUUUAACUUGCGCAUGAAGAGAGAUACUUCUCUAUUUGCUCAAGAUUUGAAGGUUGAAGUCUCAGGAGAAGAGAUUCCUUAUGAUACCUCUCAUAUCUACACUGGAGAAAUUUUUGGUGAGAAAAACACCUUAACUCAUGGCUCUAUUGUGGAUGGCAAGUUUGAGGGCUUCAUUCAGAGCUACCAGGGCACCUACUACGUGGAGCCUGCCGACAGAUACCUCCAGGGGAAAAACGUGCCUUUCCACUCUGUCAUGUACCAUGAGGACGACAUACACUAUCCACAUAAGUACGGCCCUGAGGGAGGAUGUGCGAACAGUUCUGUGUUUGAGCGAAUGAGGAAGUAUCAGGGCUCUGCUGUACAAGAGCCACUCAAGGAUGUCCACAUUGAUGAGGAUUCUGACGGACCUGUGCUGCUGAGGAGGAGGAGGAUGGCUCAGGCUGAGAAAAAUACCUGUCAGCUCUUCAUUCAGACAGACCAUCUUUUCUUCAAGUACUACAAAACCAGAGAGGCUGUUAUAGCACAGAUCUCCAGUCAUGUCAAGGCCAUCGAUGCAAUUUAUCAGGGAACCGAUUUCAUGGGCAUUCGAAACAUUAGCUUCAUGGUUAAAAGAAUCCGAAUUAAUACCACCAAUGAUGAGAGGGACCGGUCCAACCCAUUUCGUUUUGCAAACAUCGGAGUUGAAAAGUUUUUAGAGCUGAACUCUGAACAGAAUCAUGACGACUACUGUUUGGCCUAUGUUUUCACCGACAGAGACUUUGACGACGGUGUGCUGGGACUGGCCUGGGUUGGAGCACCUUCAGGGAGCUCUGGUGGCAUUUGCGAGAAGAGCAAGCUGUAUUCAGAUGGCAAGAAGAAGUCUCUCAACACUGGAAUAAUUACUGUACAAAAUUAUGCCUCCCACGUGCCACCCAAAGUCUCCCAUAUCACUUUUGCACAUGAAGUGGGACAUAAUUUUGGCUCCCCGCAUGAUUCUGGAGCUGAGUGCACGCCAGGGGAAUCCAAGAGCCAAGACAAGAAAGAGAAGGGCAAUUACAUCAUGUAUGCACGGGCCACGUCAGGAGACAAACUCAACAACAACAAGUUCUCUAUCUGCAGCGUGCGCAACAUCAGCCAGGUCCUGGAGAAGAAGAGGGGCAACUGCUUUGUCGAGUCUGGUCAGCCCAUCUGUGGGAAUGGGCUGGUGGAGCCUGGAGAGGAGUGCGACUGUGGCUACAGCGAUCAGUGCAAGGACCAGUGCUGCUACGAUGCCAACCAGCCCGACAACAAGAAGUGCAAGCUCAAGCCUGGCAAAGUCUGCAGUCCAAGCCAGGGUCCAUGCUGUGCUCCUGACUGCUCUUACAAGGGCCGUAAUGAGAAGUGUCGAGAGGAGUCAGAGUGCGCUCACCAGGGCAUGUGCAACGGUGUAAGUGCCCAGUGCCCCACCUCCGAGCCCAAAGCCAACUUCACGGCCUGCCACGGAGAGACCCAAGUCUGCCUCAAUGGGGGCUGCUCUGGCUCUAUCUGUGAGAAGUAUGGGCUGGAGGCGUGCACCUGUGCCAGCCAAGACGGGAAGGACGAGACUGAGCUCUGCCAUGUGUGCUGCAUGGAGAAGAUGAACCCCAACACCUGCAGCAGCACAGGGUCGGAGAGACUGGCCCGAUUCUUCAAUAAGAAGGUGACCACUCUGCCGGCCGGGUCUCCCUGUAAUGACUUCAAAGGCUACUGUGACGUGUUCAUGAAGUGUCGCCUGGUGGAUGCAGAUGGACCCUUGGCCAGACUCAAGAAGGCCAUCUUCAACCCGGAGCUUUACGAGAACAUCGCAGAGUGGAUAGUGGCUCACUGGUGGGCAGUGCUGCUGAUGGGCAUCGCUCUGAUCAUGUUGAUGGCUGGAUUCAUCAAGAUUUGCAGCGUCCACACACCAAGCAGCAAUCCUAAACUGCCUCCACCUAAACCACUUCCAGGCACUUUGAAAAGGCGGCGGGCGCAGCAGCACUCCAGCUCCCAGGUGCAGCACCAGUCUCGGGACCCCCACGGCGCACACGGGGGCCAUAGUGGGCAUGGUGGGGGGCACGGAGGGGGACACGGCGGGGGGCAGAGGCAGCAACAGCAGCAAAGACAGCCAUCGCGACAGUCCCAACAGCAGCAGCAGCGUCACCACCGCCAGCCCAGAGAGAACUAUCAGAUGGGCCAGAUGAGACGCUAAGAGACCCCCUCCUCCCCCUCCCAAGCCUCUGACUACUACCACCAACCACCACCCCCCCGAUGCCUUGGCUCCUCCUUGUGCCUACAGUUGGGAAAACAAAAGCAGCGUCACUCCAUCCAAAGAAAAAGCCUGACACGGUUGAUGGUCAUCUUCAUAUCCUCCCAUUAACGAUAGACAAUAGACUACGCGACAUGGCAGAAGACACUGAAACUCAAUUUGGUUCUUUGUGGAGUGGACCGUCAGCCAUUUGCGAUCGAAGCGUCUUUUUUUUUCCACCACCGUUUUGUUCGUUUUUGAAGGAGUGCCAAGGAGUUAAGGAAUCAUGUGUAGCUUUAGUACAUUCUGUGAUGUGUUAUUCAGUUUUGAUUUUUUUGUUUUGUUUUGUUUUUAUUGCGACGUCGUCUUGAGUGACUCGCCCGUGGCUGCUGGUGAAUUGUCUGUGCUUUUCUGUUGGGCCAUCAUAACGAGAGACAGAGACACUUCAGCGGGGAAUAAGCGGCACUUUUUUCGUCAUUUUACACUCGUCGAAAAAUGGCAAAGACACAGGCUCCAGUGUGUCUCGUGCAGGCGGUUCCUCUGCAUGUGAUUGUACAUAUUUAGUGUAUUAUAAGUGAAAAAACUAUUUCUUCUACUGUAAAUGUGUAAUUCUUCACGUUUUUCUUUUUGAUUUUAUUUUCCGUUAGUGCUCUCAGGACUUACUAACACACGAAGGACGGUCAUGGUGAGCUCCUUGGAUGCUACUUUUUGAGCAUUUGUUGCCACCAAGCUCAAAGUGUCCAAUCAGGUGGAGCUCUUUCACUUUUGCUAGAUACAAUUCGAAACAAAAAGGUCACUAUAUUGCAUUUUAAGGGCCUUUUUUGUUCACAAUCCCAUAUUCUUUUUUCUCGUCUUGCUAACAUCAUGUCCAGUCGUACGUGUAAAGCUAGAGAGGAACUGUUGAACACGAAAAGGGAAGAUUGCCUAGUUUGGGACAAUGUCUUUUAUUAAUAUUUUUUUGUUGUUUUAUUUUGAUUAUGAAGAACAAAUAACCACUAAUUGAUCAUUCUACCUGUUGAGAUUUGAAGAUGAGGGGUAAGUGAAGGCUGCUGUGGCUUAGUGUAAUGUGUAUGUUGAAAAGUUAGUUUACAUGAGUGUGGGAAUAAAUUGAAACUCCAGUGUGCUUGUGUACAAAAGAUAAAUCAUGCUAUUAUUCUUCAGAUCGUGAUUUUCAAUGUGGGCAUGCAGACACAUCUAUUAAUGUGACUUUAAUUGACGAAGGUCUGUACUAUUUGUAUGUCACUCUACACUUUACUUUGACAGCUGAUAAUGUUUGGAUCUUAAAACUUAAAAUGGACAAAAACACAUUCCAGCUUGAGCACACUACAACAGUUUUUCAUUUUUAUACAAGAUUUUGCUUGACUUUGUGAACCCAUCCCCUUUAGAGCUACAGUACUGUGCAAAAUGCUUCAAAGAACUAAGGAUGGUGCAUUAAAGUGGAACUAAACACUAAAUCCACUUUUCUUUCGCUACUUAACUGUAUUUGGUAAUCACACUGUUCCUCAUAUAUCCAGAUCCGGCCCUUUCUCCUCUCUGUUUUAUAGUUUACAGGCAUUACAGUUUAUCAGCUCUGUUUGAAAUGUGGUUGUGGGCAGAGUUUGUGUUUAGUCCCACUUUGAUAUGCUACAUUAGAAAAGUACUAUUUUAAUGUGGGUCGCAGUGAUAAAUAUGAUGUACCUAGAAAUGGCCACAAAGGAAAAAUAAGUUUUAAAUUUACACAAUUUUUUUAUGUGCAAUUUAUUGAAGUUGAUUAGAGUGAGUGUUGAAAUAGUAAAAACUAAGCGUCAAAACCUCCUAAAAAAAAAAACAUAAUUUUGCUCUACAUAAUUCUACCUUUCAUUUUGCACAGUACUGUAAAUAUGUGUGAUCUUAGUGUGCCAUAUGUUCUGGUGACAUUUCCUGAUAUUGGGUUUAUCCGGAAGGCAGUUAACACUAAAAUUGAAGGAUUCUGGUCAUGAAGGAUUGUUCUAACUUUUGACAAUAAAGCAAAAAGUAUUGUUUUCAUUAUCAUGUCUUAAUGCAUGCAGUACGUAACACAAGUAGUAUAACCACACUUGCUCUGGAGGGGACUUGACACUAUAUGUUUUGGCUAUUUUAAAUUUCAACAAUUAUUUUCUGUGAAUUUGAUAGUCACUCUACUUCUUGCAUCUGUAAAACUACAACUGGAGCUCUUUUUAAAAUGUCAACUCCUGGGUUGAAUCACGACUGUAAUGCCUGGGGUAAAUUUAACAUGUAAACUUGUACAGUACUUCGAAAAAUUUGCAUUUCAUUUGAAAAUGAAGAUUACAUUUUGAUACGUUUUGUUCAUUAUUUUGUAUUUCUGAUUCCAGUUGUUUAAAGAUGUUCAUAUGUGACAAACUUUCCUCCCUAUAAGUUAUUUACGUUCUUCUAUGUGCUAGUAGAACUCAACUUUGCUUCUGAUUUCACCACCGAAAUUUCAGUUCUGUGUGAUGGUGAUGGAGUUGAUUUUUUUUUUUUUUUUUUUUGUCAGUUUUCUGUGGCAUGGUAUGGGUAGAUGAGCAGCAGAUUAAAUGCCUGUAAAAUUUAUUUUCUUUCUUUUUAAUUUCAUAGUCUUGGUAAAGUUUUUAGCUAAACGUGCACUGAAAUGUCCAAAUUGAGUUUGAAAUGUUGUAGGUUGUUGUAGGCCGAAAGAACACGAUUAAAAAGUAAUACUACUGUCUGAUUUUAAUGUUCACUGUGUUUUAUACAGUAUCGGAAAUUUUUGUUCACUUUGAACAUUUUUACUAAAAAAAUCAAAUUGUAUUGUGCAAAGAGAUGUAAUUUUUGGAGUACUUGAAAUGCAUUAAUUAAAAGACGCGUUCAAAAUAAAAUAGACCCCUGUUUACUGUC